UUCUGCGCUCAGCGCGAAGAACAGUGCUUUGUCAGCUCUCGUCAUCGAUUGCCGUUACUGCGUUGUAGCUCGCGAGGCCGACGGAACUGAUCCCAGCGACGACGCAGGUUUUGCUUUAGGGAUUUCACUUCCCAGUCUCCAACCAUGGGGAGUUACUGGUCCGCCGAAGCUGAUCCCGCAGACCCCAACGCCACCGUCGACAUGAGUGCCGGAGACACCACCGAGGUGCGCUGCCAGGAGAAGUCCGGCGGCCUGGCGUAUGAGGUCAUCCUGGCCACGCCCACCACCGAGCCGCCGGCCAACGUCGCCUCGCCGGCGCCCAAGGCCACGCCCACCGCUGAUGACAUCAACAAACGGCUGCAGGCCGCCGAGGAGCGCAAGAAGCGACACGAGUACCAGCGCCAGGCCUCAGUAACUGACAAGCUAGCACGGAUCGACGAGGCCAGCAAGAAGCGACAGGAAGCCGACCAGCAGUAUAUCCAGCAAGCGCGUGAGCAGCUGGAGCAGAAGAUGGGCGCCAACGUCAAGAAUCGCGAGAACAUCAUCAAGGGCAUGCAGGAGAAGCUGAAGGAGCACCUGGAGCAAGUUGAGGCCGUUCAGAAUAAGACGCGCGUCCAGUACGCCGAACUGGCCGCCUCCAUCCAGGAGAAACAGAAGGGAGCCGAGGAGGCUCGCGAUGAAAACCUCCGCAAAACGCUCGAGAAGCUUAAGGAAAAGGAGGAGCAGGGGGAGAAGGUGCGUGCCGCGCACGUGGAGCACAUCAAGCAGCUGAAGGCCAACAUGGACAGCUGGGAGAUCAAGCUGAAGAAUGCCGAGGAGAAGCGCGUCAAGGAGAUGCAGAAGAAGGUGGAGAUGCUGCACGAACACAACACGGUGAAGCUGCAGAGUGCACAGCAGAUGGCCGAGCAGAAGACCAAGGACCUGGCCAAGCGGGUGGAGGAGACGCUGCCGGAGAAGCUGGCCAGCGCCGAGCAGCGCCGCCAGGAGGGCAUCGGCAAGGUGGUGGAGAAGGCGCGUGAGGAGCUGAGCAAGGUGCCGGUGGUGAGGUCCAACAUGGAGGAGUCCGUCAAGAUGCAGGAGACCAAAGUGCAGGAGCUGGUACAGGCCAAGCUGGUGCAGGCUGAGGAGCGGCGCCUGGAGCUGAUCGAGAAGCAGCGUGAGAAGCUCAAGGAGCGGGAGCGUCACGGCGAGGUGGUGCGCCAGAACAAGGAGCGCGUCUCCGAGGGAGACAGCCAGUAGGCGUCGGAAACGCCAGAGGGACGCCGCGCGCGGGUGUCCGCUCUCUUCUGCUGUCUCUCUCUGAAAAUUACAUACAUGGAAAAGAUCAGAAAAAAACCAAGAACGAUCUCUAGUCAUAGAGUUUCCCCCUAUUCUCCGGUUUUGUUUGCAGAAGUUUAUUGCUUUUGAAGCGCGCGUGCAGCUGCCGUGACUCCGUUCUUCUCGCCCUGUUGCUCCUGUGUGUACAUAGUUCUUCACGACGUGGAAGCGGUACGACGGAAGGAUCUCCCGCCGGUGUGGUGGCGCGCCGCCGCGUGCGGGCGUGCGUGCGUGAGCGAGCAGCUGUGUGGAUGGUGCGCCCCGGAGCGGAGUGCCAGGCCAGGGACCUACGAGACGCAGCCGAGCAGGCGGGCGCGCGAGAGACCAGAUGUGACUGUUCACUGCCGCGCGCCAAAUCGCCGACUCGGCGCCUGUCAGGCGACGCCCGCAAGUGUAUACUGUGCUUGACGCCACCUGUGUAGCUCAAAUUAUUAUUUUUGCACCGUUUGGUUACUAGUCGCAAUGCGUACAGAUCGAGUUCCACAUUAAUACUAUAGGAUAUUAAGGCUUGUCCUUUGCGCCGACAUGUGAAAUACAAGGUGCAGAUGACG
This is a messenger RNA of Pollicipes pollicipes, 1868 nucleotides long. Its product is annotated as golgin subfamily A member 6-like protein 1. The record is from RefSeq and is a predicted model, not a curated record. Gene Ontology annotation, molecular function: tubulin binding. Gene Ontology annotation, biological process: neuron projection development; regulation of microtubule polymerization or depolymerization; microtubule depolymerization. NCBI's taxonomy places the organism in Eukaryota, Metazoa, Arthropoda, Thecostraca, Pollicipedomorpha, Pollicipedidae. Gene Ontology annotation, cellular component: neuron projection; cytoplasm. The transcript has 10 exons. The coding region runs from base 145 to 1239 and encodes 364 amino acids.